Messenger RNA from Plasmodium inui San Antonio 1, 3825 nucleotides. RefSeq lists its product as hypothetical. The transcript is spliced from 5 exons. The coding region runs from base 1 to 3825 and encodes 1274 amino acids. The record is from RefSeq and is a predicted model, not a curated record. Lineage: Eukaryota; Apicomplexa; Aconoidasida; Haemosporida; Plasmodiidae.
AUGGCCAAAGCAGACGAUGAGGAGGUCGGCAAGAAGGGCUCGCGAGCCCGUUCACGGAGUGGCCCAUCAAGAGGUAGAAGGAAGAAAACAGCAGAGGUCAUUCCUGUGGAGGAGGAAUUGCCUGACCAGCAAGGUGAAAAUGAUCAGCAAACACACAGAAACAUUCUCAUCAUAGGGGAUGAGAAUCUGACCUUCUCCGAGUUAGUAAUUGAAGCCUAUCCGUCCGCCCCUAUUUACAUAGCGAGCACCUCCACCGAGUUAGAAAUGGAUCGCCUGCUGCGUGACCUGGAGAAGCGCAAGAGGAGCAAGCUCCAGGAAGAAGCCAUGCAACGUGAGGAAGCCAUGCAACAGGAAGAAGAUGUCCCAAUUGAGAAGACCCCCUUUUACUACACCAGGAAGUUGUUGAAGCAGCACGCGGACAAGAAGGUCUACGUUAUUUUCACCGCCAAUUUGUUUUAUUUGGGCAGCCACUUCCCGAACGGCUUCUUCGACACGGUGUUUUUGGUUCUCCCAGGCCUCUGCUACAGCAUCCGAGAGACCGGACUCAAAUACAACGACAAGGUGACGGCACUUCGGAUCUACUAUUUUCUCAUUUGUGUGCUGAUCGAGAUUGUACAAGUGUGCCAACAGAAUGCCGAGAUCCACUUGUUCUGGACGACGGAGAAGUUAAAGAAGCUCAUUGAAGAUGAGGAGCCCACUGACCUGGCGGAGAAGGAAGAAGAGGAAGAGAAGGAAGAAGGGGAAGAGAAGAUCGAUGACGGAGGGGAGACGAAGCGCGAGACCAUUCACGAAACAUUAAACAAUUUGAAGAAUCUGAUGUGCAGUGGAAAAGGGGAGGAAGCAGAAACGCAGCAGGGAGAGGACCCUAAGGAGGAAGAAAACAUAGAGGAUGUGGAAGAGGCGAAUGGUGAUCCCGCCGCGGAACCGAAUGGAGACACUGCCGAAGAAGCAGUUGAGCAACAGCCGGAUCCAGAGGAAGAGAAGGAAAACGAGGGGGACAGCGGCAGUACUCAAAACAAAGAGAAAUCCACAGAAGACCCCACCCAGGAGGCCGCAGAGGAAGAGGCUGAAGAGCCCGCGGAGGAGGCCGCUGAGCAGCCCGCCGAGGGAGGGGGAGACGUGAGCAUCAAAUUGUCCAGCUACGCCAACAUGUGCGGAGAGGAGGAGCCAGGGAAGGGCAGCGCCGGCGGGGAGGACGAGGACAGCGCGGAUAACGCCGAGGCGGACAACGAUGAUGAGGAGAACGACGAAGAUGGCGAUGACGAUGAUGAUGACGACGAUGAUGACGAUGUGACUCGGUUCUCCCACCUCUUCGACGGAGAGGCGAAGAAUAAAAAAGAAAGUCCCGCUACAGCAGAGAGGCAAGCACUCGAAACGUCCCAAAUAGUCACCUACGUGGUUGACUCCCCAUACGGAGAACACGCGAAGGAGAAAAAAAGAAACCAGAUGAACAUUGCAAGGUUCCCACUCCUCUACCACAUAGACAUUGAAAAAGUCAUGAGAUUAUUUUCUUUCGAUCAGCUGAACGGGGGAGAAGAAGACGAGCAUGAGCAGCAGCAGGAGGGGCAGCCAGAGGAGGAAAAGGGAAAGAAACCCAAGGUGGACAUAAACAUCAUUUCCGAUAAAUACGUUCCACUCGUUUAUGGAAGUCACUUUUCGCACAAUACAUUUUUGAAUAACUGUACAUUCUACUCCUUCAUUUUGAAGAAAAAAAAAGUCCUCAUCCCUGAAGAUAUGGCACUGAUAUUGGAACCCAACUUCACUCGUGAGUUCCCUGUGAAGAGUUACUCCUUUUUGAGGAAAAGAUUCUUUCAGCAGUUUCAUGAGAAGGUUAAGUCUUACACUACGAUAAAGGAUCAGCUGAGUCACAUCAGCCACAUGCGAUACAAGCUGUAUGUACACCACGUGAGGAGUAGCGUCUCUGGGGGAGGGAGGAGGUCCCAUCUGUCCUAUUAUCUGUUUCAGGCCGAAUUGAAUAGCCAAAUGAGGAGAGCGACUCCGUGUGGAGAGAAGGCUUCAGGCGGGGAGAAUCCUUCCGACGGUAAGGGGGCCACUGGGGAGGAAGCUCCCACGGGGGAAGAAGCUGCCACAGGGGAGGAAGCUGCCACAGGGGAGGAAGCUGUCACAGGGGAGGAAGCUCCAACGGGGGAAGAACCCCCCCCUGCUGACGAUGCUCCCCACGCUGAUUCGUCAACCGUUGCUUCCCCCACGGCUGACGUAUUGACCGGUGAUCAACUCUCGGAGGAGAAACUGUGGAAAUGCAUCUUCAGUCCACUGGAUUUCUUCCACGCGAGUGACAACAUGAGCACCUACUUCGAGUAUUACAUAAAUGUGAUGAGGAAGAAAAAAGGGAGCCGUCGACGCAUCUGUCAUUUGUCCAUAAAGUUUGCCAGCGGUAGAAAAAGCUACAACAACGACUACCAUAAUAAGAAGUACACCAAGCGGACCAUGGGAGGGACUUACCGGAACAGUUACUACUACCCCUCCAUGUAUGACAUGAAGAAGAGGACGCCCCUUCUCCCGAACCCUCCAAAUGAAACGUCCAGUGGGCAUUCUGUUAAAGGCGCCAGUGUAUAUGGCCCGAAAGGCGGAGGGGGAACAAAUGCCGGCAAGGGAACAGGAGGCAUAAGUAAAGGAGGCCACAUGCUAAACAAGGGGUCUCCAAACGGGGUAUAUAAAUCGGGCGUGUAUAGCUCCAACUAUGGUUAUAAUCACCAGACAUCGUAUGGAGGUCAAAACUAUGGCAGCAACAAGUACGGCGGGGGAGGCAGUUACGGAGGAGGCAGUUACGGAGGAGGUAGUUACGGAGGAGGCAGUCACGGAGGAGGCAAUUACGGAGGAAGCAAUUACGGAGGAGGCAAUUACGGAAGCGGAAGCAACUACGGGGCCGGAGGAAGCUACAAAGGAGGAGGGGGCAGCUACGGGGGAGGAGGCAAUUACAACGCACAAAACUACGGAUCCCAGAACAAGUUUAAUAGGAACGACAAAAUGGGGAGGGGUAGCAUAACGAACAACUAUGAUAACAGGAGGGACGACAAGGGUCUGAAGUAUAACAAGAAUGACAACCAGCGAUCGGAUCGAAACUCCACUGCCACCUACCACAGUGGUCCCUACGGCAGUGGUGGCGGCGGAGAUGGUGGUCGGGGCAGUGGAGAUGGUGGUGGCAGCGUGUCGAGCUUUCACAAGCCAAACGGGGCGUACGGUAGCUCGGUGCAGCACAGCAACUAUGGAUACAACCGGUCGGCCAGGAACAUAAUGCACAAAUCAAAUGAGCGGGGCGACGUGCGCGAGGAGUUAAGAAGUGACCCGCGAAGUGACAUGCGAAACGACCAGCGAAACGACCUACGAAAUGAUCUACCAAACGACAGAAGCGGCAAGCGAAGGAGAGACGAGUCGUAUGAGACGCGAAGAGGACCCACAGCGGACAGCUACCCCCAUAAGCGCUACGAGAAAGGAGGAAGGAACGGCGACUACGAGGUGAAGAACCAUAUGGAUGAGCGAAGGAGCGACAACUACCAGCGUGGGUCCAAAAUGAAUGCAGAGAUGCAGGAUCCCUACGCGUCCACGAAGGAAUCCACCAACAAGUACUACGGCGGAAGUAACUACUCCAUGAAUAACUCCGACAAGAAUGCGUGGACGAUGCCGCCCCCGCCCCCAGGUGUGCUGCCCGCGCACAAUGGGCAGGCCCACCAGAAAAUGACGAAUUAUUACCACGCGGAGGACUCUCAAAAUAGAAACGGAUCCAACGGAUUGAAUUACAACUCGGGAGAGCUAUACAACAAAAAGAGCUUAUACUCACAGAGCAGGACGUACAGGAAUAAUUAG